Chaetura pelagica (chimney swift) is the source of this 1530-nucleotide messenger RNA. It is a transcript of the gene LGMN, whose product is annotated as legumain. The record is from RefSeq and is a predicted model, not a curated record. The transcript has 13 exons. Bases 20 to 1315 code for a protein of 431 amino acids. Gene Ontology annotation, molecular function: cysteine-type endopeptidase activity. NCBI's taxonomy places the organism in Eukaryota, Metazoa, Chordata, Aves, Apodiformes, Apodidae. Gene Ontology annotation, biological process: vacuolar protein processing.
GAGUAAAUAAAGUGAAGAGAUGAUAGUGAAAGCAGUUGUGCUGCUGUGCUGUGCUCUGGGCAUCAGCACAUUUCCCAUGGAAGAACCGGAAGAUGGAGGCAAGCACUGGGUGGUGAUUGUGGCAGGUUCGAAUGGCUGGUACAACUAUCGACACCAGGCAGAUGUGUGCCACGCAUACCAGAUUGUACACCGAAAUGGAAUUCCAGAUGAACAGAUCAUUGUCAUGAUGUAUGAUGACAUUGCUGAUAAUGAUGAAAAUCCAACAAAAGGCAUUGUCAUCAAUAGACCUAAUGGCUCAGAUGUGUAUGCUGGAGUGCCCAAGGAUUAUACAAAGGAGGAUGUCACUCCAAAGAAUUUCCUUGCUAUUCUCAGAGGAGAUGCAGAGGCGAUGAAGGGGGUGGGAUCAGGAAAAGUAUUGAAAAGUGGCCCCAAGGAUCAUGUCUUUGUUUAUUUCACUGACCAUGGAGCUCCAGGACUUCUGGCUUUUCCUGAAGACGAUCUUCAUGUGAAGGACUUGAAUAAGACUAUUUGGUACAUGUAUCGUCACAGAAAAUACCGGAAGAUGGUGUUUUACAUUGAAGCCUGCGAGUCUGGAUCUAUGAUGAAUCAUUUGCCUGAUAAUAUAAAUGUUUAUGCAACAACAGCUGCCAAUCCCAAAGAGUCAUCUUAUGCAUGUUACUAUGAUGAAGAAAGGCAGACUUAUCUUGGGGACUGGUACAGUGUGAAUUGGAUGGAAGAUUCAGAUAUGGAGGAUCUAAGAAAAGAAACACUCCACAAGCAGUUUCAGCUGGUGAAGAAACGCACCAACACCAGCCAUGUGAUGCAGUAUGGAAACAGGAGCAUCUCCUCCAUGAAAGUGAUGCAGUUUCAGGGAUUGGGUAAGAAAGCUGUCCCAAUUUCUCUGCCACCUGUAGAACACUAUGACCUGACACCCAGUCCUGAUGUGCCUCUUGCAAUCAUGAAACGAAAGCUGAUGGCUACCAAUAACAUUCAUGAGGCUAAGAAGAUUGCUGCAGCAAUAAAGACACACCUGGAAGUGAAAGAAUUUAUCCAAGAAUCCAUGAGAAAGAUCAUCACCUUAGUAACAGGAUCAAAGGAACAGACUGACCAAAUUCUGUCAGACAGACUGACCAUCAGCAAUUAUGACUGCUACCAGUCAGCAGUGAACUACUUCAAAGCCCAUUGCUUCAACUGGCACUUGUUCUUGUAUGAGUAUGCACUGAGACAGCUGUAUGCUUUGGUCAACGUCUGUGAAGGAGGAUACUCCAUUGACAGAAUACGCCUGGCCAUGGAUCAAGUGUGCCUUGGGUAUUGAUGGAAACAGCAGUCUUAAUGUAACCCUUACUACAACUGAUAACUUCUCAUAACUGUAAUAAUCCAGACUUUACAUGCAUGCAACAUCAAGAGAGUCAGCCACUGCAUUGGAGCUGUGCUGGAGCUGAGGCUCCUGACCAUGAGCAGCACAGCAUUUGGCAGUGCUCUUCCCUGCGUCCCCACCUGCUGACAGCCUGCUGGUUUGACAGAUGCAUU